CUACUCUUGGCACAUAUAUAUAUAUAUGCCGUAAGAGGGCGCACAAAGCACCUAGUGGAUUGAAAUGGAUCGUGAAGAGAAAGCUCUUGAAGCAGCAAUAGAUGCCCUCAUUAGUAGAACACAGGAUGUGAAAAAUUCUUUAACUUCAUUUCUAAUGAAACUAGAAACAGAAUAUGAAACAAUAAACUGGCCCAAUGUUUUAGACAAUUUUGCCUUGUUAUCUGGCCAAGUGAACACAUUAAUGAAGAUCUUGAAGAAUGAUAAAACUCCGUUGCUAAGAAAUCGGGUUUUGCUGCCAUUGGCACUUUCUCCUGAAAGAGAUGAAGAGCUAGUAAAACUGACGGAGAACCGUGUUCAAGCUUUCAGUCAUGAAGUGGUGCCAGAUUAUCUUCGUACCAAACUUGAUCCUGAAGUGGAAAGUGUUGAACAGCAAAUUCUUGCAAAGGCCAAUCUAACACCUGCUGAUGCAGCUCAGAAACAAAUUACAAGUCUGAAUAAAAUAUGCACAAAUGUUAUAGAUUUAGUGAAGUCAGCAAGGGAUGCUUGGGAAAGUGAAACUGGCCAGAGAGCAAGUGUAACACAGACAUCUUCCAUGACUGACACAAAUACGUUAAUCAGUGCUAUCAGUCUAGGAAAAGGACUUAAACCAUCCACUGGUCCCAUGAACCAGGCAAGCUCUCAGCAAGGCCCUAUUCCUCAAGUUCAACCAUCUAGGUCUGUAUCUUCAGGUAAAGCUCCAAGUGCUGUCAAAACAAAUAUCAAAGCUGCUAACACUGUGCAUCCAUAUGGAAGAUGAGAUGAAUGUUUUUAAUAUAGUUUCCAGUAUGGUGAAAGAUGGACUGUCUUGGAUCAGUGGAGAUUCUAGUAUUUUGUUUAAAACAUGUUAGUAAAAUAUCAUGUACAAUUAUUCUUUUCACUUCAUGAUAUUGUACGUAUGUGGCAUGAAAUAAAGUAAAAAAAAAUCAUUUAUUUAAAACAUAAAUACCAUCUCAGUACUUUAGUACUUAAAAAUGUCAUUGUUUGACAUUUUUAUGUGUAUAAUAACAUUUAGAAUGUAUACCCAAUCAUGAUUAAUAAGAAUCGGGGUAAUUCUAAAAAUAUUACAAAUAUAUGUUUUUUGCUUGUUGUGAACUAAUGGAAUAUUUGUCAAAGUUUGCAUAUUUAGAAGACAUUCAUACCAACAUAACCAUGCUAAGUGUGAUAAAUGUUCAAUAAAGAUAAAAGUAAAUAAGUUAUAAUAAAUAAAAUAUCCAAAGACAUUUUUAUAUUAUAAUUGUGUAUCGGUAUUCUCAAGAAUUAGCUGAUAUUGCCAUAUUUCUUAAGCCAAGUUAAUUUUUUUAGACAUUUAUUAUCUACAAUUAUAUUAAAUUAUUAUUGGAAGUAACAGAGUGAUGUGCUUAGUUCAACAUUUUCACUUAUAUACUGUAAGCUGUUAUGUAUAAAAACAUUAAACUCGUAUAAUCUUACA
Limulus polyphemus (Atlantic horseshoe crab) is the source of this 1468-nucleotide messenger RNA. It is a transcript of the gene MED8, whose product is annotated as mediator of RNA polymerase II transcription subunit 8-B-like. Gene Ontology annotation, cellular component: core mediator complex; mediator complex. Lineage: Eukaryota; Metazoa; Arthropoda; Merostomata; Xiphosura; Limulidae. The transcript has 7 exons. The record is from RefSeq and is a predicted model, not a curated record. Gene Ontology annotation, molecular function: transcription coregulator activity; RNA polymerase II cis-regulatory region sequence-specific DNA binding. Bases 65 to 796 code for a protein of 243 amino acids. Gene Ontology annotation, biological process: regulation of transcription by RNA polymerase II.